GAAAACGGUGGGCUUACGAAAAACUGAGAAACAUUCGGGCGAAAAACACGCAAAAUCAUUUAGUCGGCGCUGAAAAGAUCAUCUUCUGUUCCAGAUAAUUUCCAGACGAGAAGUCGCCAGUGCGAUACGCAAUGAUUGGAGUGCUACGAAGAACCAAGCCACGAUAAGAACUGCAAUCAUGAAAAAUGCAUCCAGAAAAACUCUUGGGGAGUUGCUGCAUCUGGCUGGUGGUCAUUUGUGCACAAAUGCCUGCAGCUUUCGGUUUGCCACCUGUUGUGAGAAUUGGGGCAAUUUUCACGGAAAAUCAAAAGGGAAGUGCCGCAGAAGUGGCGUUUCGGUAUGCGGUGUACAAAAUUAACAGGGACAAGAACUUACUUCCUCACACAUCCCUUGUGUACGACAUACAGUAUGUCCCUAUGGACGACAGUUUCCACGCCAGCAAAAAGGCAUGCGACCAGGUGAACAAAGGCGUAUAUGCAGUGUUUGGUCCUUCCGAUCCUCUGCUAGGCGCUCAUAUUCACUCCAUUUGUGAUGCUCUCGAUAUUCCCCAUCUGGAGACUCGAGUUGACUUGGACAGCGACUUCAAAGAAUUCUCAAUAAACUUGUACCCGUCACAAAACAUGCUGAACCAAGCAUUUGAAGAUGUGAUGGGAUUCUUGAAUUGGACCAAAGUGGCCAUUAUAUAUGAGGAAGAUUACGGAUUGAUUAAGCUUCGCGAGCUGGUCAAGGCGCCCCAUAAUCGCAAUCUGGAAAUUCAUCUUAGACAGGCCAAUCCACAAUCAUACAGGGCAGUGCUGAAUGAGAUCAAAAGCAAAGAAAUUCAUAGUAUCGUAAUUGACACAAAGCCAUCGAACAUGCAGCUGUUUCUAAAGGGGAUUUUGCAACUGCAGAUGAACGACUACAAGUACCACUACAUCUUCACGACUUUCGACAUCGAAACAUUUGACCUGGAAGAUUUUAAAUAUAAUUUCGUCAACAUGACCGCCUUCAGAGUGGUGGAUGGGGAUCAGGUUUUUGUCAAAGAGGUUCUAAGAGACAUGGCGAAGUUUCAAGCCAAUCAGGAAUUGACUCUAAUUAAUAGCAGCUAUAUACAGGCUGAAGCAGCGUUUAUGUACGACUCCGUUUACGUAUUCGCAAUUGGACUUCAAACUCUGGAACAAUCGCAUACUCUUAAAUUGACCAACGUCUCUUGCGACAGAGAACAGCCAUGGGAUGGAGGAUUGAGCUUAAUAAAUUACAUUAAUGCCGUGGAGUUUAAAGGCUUAAGCGGACCAAUUGAAUUUAAAGAAGGCAAACGGAUCCGAUUCAAGCUGGAUCUUUUGAAGCUAAAACAGCACGCCAUGGUCAAAGUGGGGGAAUGGCAUCCUGGUAUGGACGUGAACAUUACCGAUCGAAACGCCUUCUUUGACCAUGGAUCCAUGAAUGUUACUUUAGUGGUAACCACCAUUCUGGAAACUCCUUACGUCAUGAUGCAGGCAGGCAAAAACUUCACUGGUAACAACCGGUUCUACGGUUUUUGCAUUGAUAUCUUAGAACGGGUGUCGCAGGAAGUGGGUUUUGACUAUUUGCUUGACUUAGUCCCUGAUCGAAAGUAUGGGGCUUUUAAUCCGGAAAGUGGAAUCUGGAAUGGGAUGGUUCGGGAACUUAUGGCCCAUGAACAACCAUACGUAAUGCUAAAAUCUUCACCCUCACCCCAAAAUCACGAACGUUACGAAGGCUUUUGCAUCGACUUGUUGAAAGAACUCGCCACAAUGGUAGGAUUCGAGUACAGAAUCGAACUGGUUCCCGAUGGAAAAUACGGCGCCAUCGACCUGGAAACUGGAGAAUGGAACGGUAUAGUUCGACAACUUAUGGAUAAGAAAGCGGACUUGGCAGUGGGAUCGAUGACGAUAAACUAUGCCAGAGAAAGUGUGAUUGACUUCACUAAACCGUUCAUGAACUUGGGAAUCAGCAUAUUGUUCAAGGUGCCAACAGAUAAAGAGUCGGCAUUCUUCACGUUUUUGAACCCUUUGGGCUUGAAAAUAUGGCUGUAUGUUUUCUCAGCCUACGUGUUGGUGUCGAUAACAAUAUUUGUGGUAGCCAGAUUCUCGCCUUACGAAUGGCAGAGCCCGCAUCCGUGCGAUUUCGAAAACGAGCAACUGAAAAACCAGUUCACUUUGGCCAACUCCUUCUGGUUUACGAUCGGCACCCUCAUGCAACAAGGCUCGGAUUUGAACCCGAAGGCAACAUCUACCAGAAUUGUGGGCGGUAUUUGGUGGUUUUUCACACUAAUAAUAAUAUCAUCAUACACCGCGAAUUUGGCAGCGUUUCUCACAGUCGAGCGAAUGAUCACACCGAUCGAAAAUGCUGAAGAUCUGGCAGGCCAAACCGAUAUUCCUUAUGGAACGUUGGAAAGUGGAUCAACAAUGACAUUUUUCAGAGAUUCGAUGAUCGAAACGUAUAAGAAAAUGUGGAGGUAUAUGGAAAACCGUAAACCAUCCGUGUUUGUGCCUACAUACGAAGAGGGAAUCAAGAAGGUUUUGCAGGGCAACUAUGCCUUUCUCAUGGAAUCUACCAUGCUGGAUUAUAUAGUCCAAAGGGACUGUAAUUUGACCCAAAUUGGUGGGCUUCUUGACUCCAAGGGUUAUGGCAUAGCAACUCCCAUGGGAAGCCCGUGGAGAGAUAAGAUAUCCUUAGCCAUUUUAGAGCUUCAAGAAAAAGGAGAAAUCCAAAUGCUGUAUGACAAAUGGUGGAAAAACACUGGAGAAACGUGCACAAGAAACGACAAAGGAAAGGAAUCGAAAGCGAACAGUUUAGGUGUGGACAACAUUGGGGGAAUCUUCGUCGUCCUGCUAUGUGGUCUAGCAUUCGCCGUUGUUAUUGCCAUCAUGGAAUUUUGCUACAAUUCAAAAAAAACUGCAAUUACAGAGAAGCGUUCUGCCAGCGCGCCACAUCAGUCAAUUUGCUCGGAAAUGGGUGGCGAACUUUGCUUUGCCAUUAGAUGUAGAGGGUCCAGACAAAGGCCUGCUUUAAGACGACAAUGCUCAAAAUGCCUCUCAGGAGUUUCAUAUGUCCCUUCUCCUUUGGACAUUCCGCCCCAUCCACCUCAACCAGCCACCAGAACAGCUCCACCUUCAAAUGGGCUGAGCCCGAGAAUUUGUCCUUCACACAUUCAGAUUAAAGAAGACCAUGUGGCUUUUCGAGCAGGUGGGCACAAUGUUUCACCUUAAAUAGGAGGAGACUGGUCUUCGAACUUUAAAUAAGUGUGUUUUACUUUAGCUAGUAAGAUUUUUUAAAUAAUAACUACUACGCGGCCAGGGCAAUACUUCUGUUGCGGCUAAUCCCUUCUUCGAGUUUCUUUACAUUAAAGAAAUAUUGGG
This is a messenger RNA of Dendroctonus ponderosae (mountain pine beetle), 3359 nucleotides long. RefSeq names its product glutamate receptor ionotropic, kainate 1. Gene Ontology annotation, biological process: monoatomic ion transport. NCBI's taxonomy places the organism in Eukaryota, Metazoa, Arthropoda, Insecta, Coleoptera, Curculionidae. Gene Ontology annotation, cellular component: plasma membrane; postsynaptic membrane. The record is from RefSeq and is a predicted model, not a curated record. Gene Ontology annotation, molecular function: glutamate-gated receptor activity.